Messenger RNA from Helicoverpa armigera (cotton bollworm), 4052 nucleotides. Its product is annotated as beta-1,3-glucosyltransferase. Gene Ontology annotation, molecular function: N-acetylgalactosaminide beta-1,3-galactosyltransferase activity. The record is from RefSeq and is a predicted model, not a curated record. Gene Ontology annotation, cellular component: membrane. Bases 119 to 1552 code for a protein of 477 amino acids. The transcript is spliced from 11 exons. Lineage: Eukaryota; Metazoa; Arthropoda; Insecta; Lepidoptera; Noctuidae.
UUGAAAUACGAUUCAUUCAUUCACACAACACAAUAUUUUGAAAACAAAACAAUUCAAAGGUGCAGUGUUCAUGAAAAUUAACCUCCGGUUGCCGAUGUGAAGGGGUUUUACCGCAAUAAUGGCCUUAGUUGUAACGUUGGUGCUAAUUCUCGCUUUCAUAGAAUGUAUUCAAAGUUUUGAUUCAAGAAAUGUGGUGUUCACAAUAGUGAGUCAACCAGAACCAUACCACGCCAGCGUCGCCAAGCGACUCAAACAGGACAUCGAAAAUCAAGUCCUGCAGUUAGAAAAUCGUUAUCCAAAAACUCACAUAACACACGAAGACUUCCCUGUGGCCGGAGCGUGGACGAUCCUACCACUACUUGCGCCGCUCACGUCACGAUACAAACGUACUGAAGUCAGAUGGGUGCUAUUCGUGGAGACGCAUACGGCUGUGAGGGUUGAUAAGCUCAUUGAGGCUCUGGCGGCUGCUGAUAAGCAGGAGGAUGUAAUGUGGAUAGGCUAUCCGCUUAGCGAUGAGGAGCCCACUAUUAUCCACCACUUUACUUUCUACGAGGAAUUGGAGGAGGAAGGUGGGUUCACGUACCCGAACUUCGCGAGCGGGUUCGCCAUGAGGAUAGAACUUAUUGAAAUCCUCCUAAAACAAAUCGAAAGUGGCCAACGUCGAUUAGAAGCGGAUUUCUCAAUAGACCCAGCGUUUGAACUAGCACAAUUGGUGUAUGGUGGCGGCAGCGACCCUGGACCCUUGCUCACGCCUGAUCUCAGCUUCUGUAUAGUAUCUGGUGAUAAUUGUGCCACGUAUCCACGCCAGUUUGGUGUUUGUGGCAGUGCCAUACCUGAGGACUCUAUAUUCUUCGCCGUGAAGACGUGGACUGGUUUCCAUCAGACCAGAGCGAGGGUUGUCAAGAAGACAUGGGGGAGGCAUGUCAGUCAUUUGCAAUUCUUUAGCGAUAAAGAUGACCCAACGCUCCCAGCGAUCAGCACAGGUAUACCAAACAGCAAGACAGGUCACUGCGCCAAAACCAUGGCCAUCUUACGCAUGGUGCUCAAGAGGAUUCAACACAUGCCGCAUAUCAAGUGGAUAUUCUUGGCUGAUGAUGACACUAUUCUUGGAGUUCAAAGACUAUGUGAGGUGCUCAGCUGCUACCGCGGCGGUGACGACGUCACGGUCCUCGGAGAAAGAUACGGCUAUGGGUAUGGGAAGAAAGAAACUGCUGCUAAAGGCUACGACUACAUAACAGGUGGUGGCGGCACAGUGCUGAGCGUGGGCGCAGCGCGGCAGCUGUCGAGCUGCUCGUGCGGCGCGGGCGCGGCGCGGGCGCCCGACGACAUGACGCUCGGCGCCUGCGCACACCACCGCCUCAACCUCACCAUGACGCACUCGCCGCUGUUUCAUCAGGCACGCCCACAAGACUACGCACGCGAGGUCUUAGCUCGCGACCGACCAGUGUCCUUCCACCGUCACUCCUCACCAGAACCAGUCAAGGUCUACUCCACAUGGUUCCAACAUGAUGACCUGGCUCUCAAGAAGACGAGGAGGAGAGAUGAGCUCUGAAGAGUAGGAGUAACUGGUAAGUCUGCCCACCGUCUUCAGACUUUUUGUAGGACGGAAAAUCCGACCGAUUUUUUGUAGUACGUUGUGAAUAGGAUUUUCUGACAGGCUUUGUAGGAUGUGUGCGUUGUAAUAUUGCUGUGAGUAUAUUUUUGUCCUACAAUAAAUCGGUCUCCGAUUUAUCGGACGUGAGUGGGCAGGUGUGGCCAAAAAGUCGCUGAACGAAGAUACGAAACUAGUCUUCAAGAAUUAUCUUGGCAAUAUUUUCAGAGGCAAUCAAUGUAAAAGACAAAUUAUUUUACAUGUUAGUAGGUAUUUUUUAUUAAUAAUUUCGCUUUUAUUAACGCAAAACUGACUACAACGCAUUAUUAGUGCCAAAAAUGAAAAACUACUUAUACUGAAAAUCAAAAUUAGUACUUACCUAGUUUAAUUUUUACUAAAUUGUACUUUAUUCUUGAACUUUCUUUAUAUCAUAACAUAUUUUCAUUUAUUCAUUAUGAAAACUAAAAGGUGAAGAGAAUAAGGAAUUUUCAAAUCAAAAAGCUUUUUUCAAACCAACCUUCUCAAAAAAUAUUUUUUUUAUUCGGGAUGUUUCUUAUGCUCAAUAGAAUAGAUAAUAGAAAUUCGAUACUUGACACAAAAAAAAACUAUAUACUAAAGUUAUGAUAUGAUUUUAGAAUAGAAUAAGACAAAAGAGGCUCUAUUUGUCAUUCCAUUUUUAGCCAUUUUCAACACUUCCAUAAUUUAAUCCAGACUAGGUUUAUAUCAGAGGCUAACAACGACAGAAUGAAUCUCAAGAUUAGCGCGAUCAAACAAACUACAGUCUUAUAAUGUUAGUAAAAUAUAGAAUAACAUAAAAACAAUACAUCACAAUAAAUUCACAUUAUUAUAAAUACGAAAAUAAUGUUCAAUUAGUUUCAUUAGCUAUUAUUAAUAUAAAUUAAGUUUUUUUAAUUAAUAUUAUCACAAUUUUAGACGCUUGUUUCACAUACCUCGAAUCGUUAACUCGUGGCAUUUAUUAGUAGUUAAAUAUAAUUAUUAAAAUAAUAAUAUUUUGCUCUCUUGUUACUAUAUGUUUUAAUGGAUUUAAUUGUUAAUACAUAUGUAAGGUUUAAUUAACAUGUUUGGGCUCAAAUUAGUAUAAUUAUAUGUUAAAACUUGUUUGCAAUAUUAUUUUUAAAUCACAAUUUUUUAUUCUCAUUUAUACUACUUAUUCAUUCGGGAUAUGUUUUUGGGAACAAAUAUAAUGACCACCAUAAAAUGCUUUGAUACCCUUAGUUUUGCAACCAGAAAAAUCUACUGAACACCAGAAAAAUAAAGUCUAAAAAUGUAAUAGUACCAGCUAUUUUAGUCACGACUUCACUUUAAAUUGUAUUCGACCACCAAAUUUAGUAAAUGAUCACCAACUCUUGACGACCAAAUUAAUUUUUUUGCCUAAAUAAGUCACAGUGAUUGCCAUAAAAUGUAGGCUUAUUAUCAAAUAAAGUAUUAUGAUGCCAUAUUAAGUUAUGUGUCCGGCUUGCAAUGCAUGCGUGAGUGUCAGUAUGACGAGUGACAGGGGAAAAUGGAAGAAAAUGACAUUGCGCCGACCCCAAGUAAAAUUGGGAACAGGGCAGGAGAAAGAAGAAGAAGAAUGUGUUUCUCAAUACACUCCCUCGAAAACACACUCUUAUCGCACUGUUUUGAGGCAUGCAAUAGACAAUUUUCCACCCUAGUGCAGGAAAAGGGUCCCCAUAAUGUUAUUACAUUUAUGGUAUCAGGCCGAACUUAUUUUUUUGGAGUCAGUUUACUUAAACAGGAUAGCAAGAUGUAAAAACUUGGAUUAUCAUUUUAUAUUAAAACGCUGGUAUAAUUUUGAUGAUCAUUCACUACUUUUGGUGAUCAUUUACUACUUUUGGGAUAACAAUGAUUUAUUUGGACUCAUUUUGCUUAAAUAGGAUAGCAGAAUGUAAAAACUUUGGUUAUCAUUUUACUUUAAAAUGGUGGUUUAAUUUUGGUGAUCAUUUACUAUUUUUGGCUUGCGCAUGAUUUAUUUUGGAGUAAUUUCACUUAAAUAGGAUAGCAAAGUGUUAAAACUUUGGUUAUCAUUUUACAUUAAAAUGCGAGUUUCAUUUUGGUGAUCAUUUACUAUUUUUGUCUGCUAUUUGUUACUAUUUCUGGUGAUCAGUUAAACAUAAGCCUAUGUUUUUUAUCUAUUAGGCUCAGAAUCCACCAAAGCGGAGCGGAGUGGAGAAGUUUUUAACAAUAGAAUUUUUCCACUUAGGAAUACUACUGAAUGAGAAGAGACGAGCUGUUUGAAUAAACAAAUAAAAAAAUAUUUGUUUAAAAACUUAUCCGCUCUGCUUUGGAGUCUGAGCCUUACUAGAGUUUAACUUUAGAUCUGAAAUAGUUCAAUUCAUCUUACAGUUUUGAAUCUCUUGAUAACUAUAAAAAAAUGAAAUGUUAUAAAUAUUGUUCAAUUGGAAACAUUUAUUUAUUAACUCUUACAAGUCACAACAUUUAU